UCCAAGUAUCCUUAGGGUCAUGCUGUGCAGAUAUAGCUGAGUGACUUUGACUUUCUCAGUGACUGCGUAAAAAAUUGUGAUUGUUUCGGCGAGAAUUCCAUCGGCUGAUGUGGAACAAUGACCGAGGUGAUGCUGGCAGGGAUAUUCUGAAGGAAAGGCAGGCAGCUGUAGAGGGAUGCGCACACGCCUUGAUUGCGAUGUGUGUGCAUUGGUUCGAGAUACAAGGAUGCAAGAAGAGCGACUGCAUCCACUGACUGCGAACGCGACCUCAGGCAUCAGCGAGCAGUUCCAUGUCAGCCUGUGGUCUGUUCUGGAGUGUGUGACUGCCCCCUGCUGACCGGAGGAGCUGUGUCCUGCUGGAAGCUCCACUAUGAACAAUAAGGAGAGUCCGACGGAGCGUGAUGAGAGAGCCAGUCGCCGUCCUGAUAGUAAGAGCCAGAUGAAGGUUUUUCUGCCCAAGAAGCUUCUGGAAUGCCUUCCCUGCAGCUCUGUGCUGCCCAAAGAGAGACUGCAAUGGAACACGAAUGAGGAAAUCGCGUCCUACCUGAUCUCCUUCGACAGGCAUGAGGAAUGGCUCUCCUGCACGCUCAAGGCCAGGCCCAUCAAUGGAUCCAUGAUACUUUACAACAGGAAGAAAGUGAAGUACCGGAAGGACGGGUAUUGCUGGAAGAAGAGGAAAGACGGGAAGACGACAAGAGAAGAUCAUAUGAAACUGAAGGUGCAUGGCAUUGAGUGUCUGUACGGUUGCUACGUCCAUUCCUCCGUAGUCCCCACAUUCCACAGGAGGUGCUACUGGCUGCUUCAGAACCCGGACAUCGUGCUGGUGCACUACCUGAAUGUGCUCUCACUGGAGGAUUGUGGGACAACUUUGCCCUGCUCGCCUGCGGACUGGCGGGACAGUCCGCGCUGGACCCAGCAAGAGCUGCUUUCUCAGCUCAAACCCAUGUUCCACAGUGUCAGGUGGCCCUGCAGUGACAGAAGUAGGCCUAGCGAGGUCUCCGUCGAGCGGCUGGCACAGAGCAUCCUGAACAGUCAGCAGACCAAACCCAAACCCCGCACUCAUGCCUGCCUCUGCAGCCCCGCGACGGCGGGGGCUAACAUUCCUCACUGCUGCAACGGCACCAAGCACCGCAUCAUCUCCCCAAAGCUUCCAGCCCGACCCGCCACCCACCCAGGCCCGACAGACGUCCAGAACCUGGGUUCAGGGGGAAGCCCAGAGAGCGGAGGCAAGAGGGGGGCAAGUCGUGGCAUAGAGGAAGGUAUAAAGCGCUCCACGCCUGCUCCCCAGGUGGGGGGUGUCCGGAGUCUGCCGGCGAAGGUGGGGCUUACCGCUAGCCCCCCCAUGCCCCGGACUGCUGCCUCCCUAAACCUCGGUAGGAACCAUGGCAGUGGUGUUUCUAGUAACCAUGGCGAUUUAGCCGCCGUGGGCGUGCCUCAGAGUGCGGUGAUCGUCAUGACAACUAUCAGAAGCAGGGACGACCCCAAGGGCGAGCCCGCCUUCCGUGGUCCUGGUGGUGUCCCUUCCAAACUGCCACUCACCUCCUCUGCUCACCUGCUGCUCCCCUCUAACUCCCCUCCCCGGGAAGUCGCCUCCCCAUCUCUCACCUCCUCCAAAUCCUCUGCAUCAUCCCCUGUAAAUCGCCUCCCCGUCCCAGUGGGAGGCGCUGGUGCGCCUGGAUGGCCCCCUCCCUCGCAGUCCAUUUCCCCCACCCCAGGGGUGGCCACACUCAGCCUGACGCUGCUGCCCAGCCCCGUGAUCAGGGGCCUCGUCUUGAGUAACAGGCUGAUAUCAGGGUCUGACUCCCCUGGCUCCGCCCUGCCUCCUCCAACCUCCUCACCAUCCCACUCAUGUCCUCCCCAGAAGUUCCCUCCUCCACCUGCAGCUCCUCCUCUUCCACCUCCCACACCUCUGCUUUUUGAUCCCGACUCCUUUCUCAACAGCCCCCAGCGAGGGCAGACAUACGGGGGCCCCUCCCAGGCUGUUGGCCUUUCCCUUCCUCUUUCUCAGCCUAUGAAUACCUCCUGCUCCUCCGACUCCCUCUCCCCCUCCUCCUCUGUGUCCUCCCUGUCCCCCUCUUCUGCCCUGUCCUCCCUCUCAUCGGAAACAGAAAGCAGGAGAAACUCGCCGCCUGGGCCUUGUUCCCGGGCCACCCCCUCCGGUUCCUCUCCUCUCUCCGCUUCCCUGGCUCUCCCUCUGUCCCCUUCCACACCCUCUCUCCUGCCACUAUGCCUGGACUCUGCCCUGGGACUGGACACCUUGGAUGUGCUGGCAUCCAGUGAUAUAGAGGGAGACGACCACCAGCAGGGGACCCUGCCGGCCAUACGGCCCCCUCUCUCCCUGAAGAGCAUGGGUCUACCAUGCCUCCGCCCUCCUUCUGGACUCAUCCCAAGCCCUGUGAUUGGCCAGCUGCCGUCACUUGAUCCGGACUCCGCCUUUCUGCGGCCGGCAUUGACCUGGCAUGCAGAGGGAACCCCGCAGCACCUCUGGCUGCGCCGCAUCUUGUCUGGAAACUCGGUACAAGACCGUCAACACUCACCAUGGCAACCGCAGCUGAGUCGUGCCCCGGAGCCGAGCCUCGCACACUCUUCUCCGUCUCCAGCAUCACUCCAGUCCGAGUGCCAUGUGCUAGAGGAGAGCCGCAAGGGUAGGGCGUCCCCAAGCCCUUGUGCGCCAGUGAAAGGGAAGCACUCUUCCUCCUCCUCCUCCUCCCCCAGCCUUGAUCGCCACAAGGCAGAGGAGACCCUGAUGGAUACCACCAGCUGUGUGGAGAGUAGCGACACCCAUGCAUUAGAGGGCCAGGAUGUUUUGGCCGCACUCACCGUUCUGGAAGGUUGCAACACUGAGCUUCCCUUCAACAGCCACUUCCCAGACCUGAUUUCUCCACUGGUGGGUGCGGACAGAUUGCAUGAUGGGGAGCCAGACAGGGCCGGCCCCGUGUACUCGUGCCCCCCACCUCCCCGCCCGGCUGUCUCCCUUUUGCCCUUGCAUUCCCGGGUGUCCCCAGGGGCGGAAGCAAGAUGCCUCAGCACCAUUACAGACUUCUCUCCUGAGUGGUCCUACCCGGAGGGUGGAGUCAAGGUGUUGAUAACGGGGCCGUGGACGGAAACGACAGGACGGUAUUCCUGCGUGUUUGACCAGAGUGCCGUGCCCGCAUCUCUCAUCCAGCCAGGAGUGCUGCGCUGCUACUGUCCAACUCACGAGGCCGGGCUGGUCACACUGCACGUCCUGCAGGACAGGGACAUGCUCUCAUCCUCUGUGCUGUUUGAAUAUCGCGCCCGCAGCGUCUCCUCUCAGCCCAGCUCGCAGCCGGACUGGCUUUCCCUGGAUGAUAACCAGUUCCGCAUGUCCAUCCUGGAGCGCCUGGAGCAGAUGGAGAAGAGGAUGGCGGAGAUGACGACCGCUGGCUGCCGGCAACAGACCCAAGGGGGCCCCCAGGGGGGCUCCCAAAGGAACCCAAUGCCCCCAGACCCCGGGGAGAGGACUGGGGCAGCCACUGGGGUAGGGGAGCAGACCCGGGCACAGUCAGGGUCCUGUUUUGAGCAGAGGAUUGUGGGAGUAUGUGAGAGGAUGAUGGCAGGGGGCCGCAGGGGUGGGGGCAGCGAGAAGCUGCUUCAUUCAGUGCGACACCGUGGGAUGACCCUGCUUCACCUCGCUGCUGCCCAAGGAUAUACCCAGCUCAUUCACACCCUCAUACACUGGAGGAGUGUGAACUCAGACAGUCUGCACCUGGAGCAGGAGGUGGAUCCCCUUAAUGUAGACCACUUCUCCUGCACACCCCUGAUGUGGGCUUGCGCUCUUGGCCACCAGGGGGCAGCAGUCCUCCUGUAUCGCUGGAACAGUCUGGCGCUGGGCAUCGCGGACUCCUUGGGGAGGCUGCCCCUGGCUGUGGCGCGCUCUCGGGGCCACACCCGCCUUGCCAGCUGCCUGGAGGAGCUUCACUCGCAGGUCAGGGAGACCGCAGACCCUGCCCAGGAACCCGGGCCCAACUGGAACCACACCAACACGCAGGCCCAGCUGCCCCUGCCAGCGCUUCCCCCCUCCCCCCUGUCAACCAGCCCUGACACCGGUCUCAGUUCCUCCAGCAGCCUUGCAUCCCCCAGCGACCCCCCCUCACUGUCCCCAAGCUCCGCCUACUCCAGCGGCUCCGUGCCCCAGAGCUCUCCCCUCCACAACUCACCUGACCCCAUGGAUACCUUGGACGCCUCUCAGCCCACCCCCUCGUCCCCUGCCACACCCCUCGCCCCGCCCAUGUGGGGGGACGCCUACGAAGCCAGUCGGGCUAGAGAGAGUGCCCCCCCAAUGGAGUACGAACUGGCCCGCACCCCGUCCCCACCGGCAAACCCCCAGAACAGCCGACACUCUCGCUUUGAGGCGGAGCUGCUCAGCUACAGCGAGAACGCAGAGAACGAGGACUAUGUGGAGAACCUGCAGGUUGACAUGGCGAUGCUGGCGGAGCAGAUAAUCGAGGCCACGCCUGAGCGAAUCAAACAGGAAGAGGCUCCUCGGGGGGCGGAGUCUCCACUGAGGGAAAGGAGGGACAACCCCGCCAUCCAUGACACCCUGCCCUGGCUGGCCACCUACCUGGACACAGUGGACAACAUGCCAGUCCCUCCCCGGUGUGUGUGCUGCAAGGCCCCUGUCUCGCGGCCCCCACAGCCCCCGUCGCCCCUGGGCUCCCUGGCCCUCCAGCACCUGCGCCCCCUCAGCAGUGCCACCUGGGCGGAGUUCCUGAACGCCUCGAGCAGCGGGCGCAUGGAGCACGAGUUCGCACUGCUGACGCUGAGCGACGGCGAACAGAGGGAGCUGUACGAGGCGGCGCGCGUCAUCCAGACCGCCUUCCACAGAUACAAGGGCCGCCGUUUGAAGGAGCAGCAGGAUAGGGCUGCAGCCGUCAUCCAGAGAUGUUACCGGAAGUAUAAGCAGCUAACAUGGAUAGCGCUGAAGUACGCCCUGUACAAGAAGAUGACGCAGGCGGCCAUCUUGAUCCAGAGCAAGUUCCGCAGCUACUACGAGCAGAAGAAGUUCCAGCAGUCCCGGCGGGCGGCCGUGCUCAUCCAGCAGUACUACCGCAGCUACAAGGGGUACGAGCAGCUCAAGCAGGGAUCCCGAGGACCGGGCGCCCUCAACCCCAAGAUCAAGGGAUCGUUCCUGACCAAGAAGCAGGAUCAGGCAGCUCGCAAGAUCAUGAGAUUCCUCCGACGUUGUCGGCACCGGAUCAAGGAGCUGAAGCAGAGCAAGGAGUUGGAGAGAAUGCAGAAGAGAGGCCUUACCACUUAGUAACACCCACACACACGCAUCCACAUGUGCAGAGGCCUUAAUAUUUCAUCACACACAUUUAUAGAGGCCUUACUACUUAGGAUAGCGUACAACUAUACACGAGGCCUUAGCAAUUACGGAUCUGACAUACGUACGCAUUCACUCACACACACAUACACACAGUCUACAUCCGGGGGCUCAAAGUACUGGCCCACAGAGCGGAACCGAGCCCCAAGAUGGUAUUUUAUGGUCCGAGACAUGUGAUUCAUUCUUUAUUAAAUCUGGCCAGCAGAUCAAUCGAUCAUUUUCCACAGAGUAUAUAAAAUGAUAUAGCGACACUCUGCAAAUCAACACUGCUGUCACCGACCCCCCCCCCCCCCCCCCCCCCCCCACCGGUCAGGACAGGUUUCACUGCCCACACCGACUCUUCACCAGGGCUUUGCUGGGUCUGUUCCAGUUUCUGAUUACCAUCUGUAAUGGUGACUACAAACACUCCACAGCUGGAGUAAAACAACUCGUUCAAUUUGUAUCAUUAGUUCUCAGUAAUGCUAAUUAGCAUUCAGGAAUGUUGUGCAAAAUGUUACAACAAUAAUUGUAUUCUUUAAUUUCUAAAUCUAAUCUAAUGACUUAAAAUAUUUUUAAUGUUUUACCAAAAAUGGAACAAAUUGCAAGAUGUGUGCAUCCCAAAGAUAAUUUCCAUUGUUCCUUACUUUGCCUUUCUGUUUUUAACGGUUCUUCUGUACAGUCUAGUGCAUUUUAAUUGCGCACCAGCUAAAUUUUAAGGGUGGUCUACAGUCCCCGAAUGACCCCGAGCUAAGAGCCAAAUCACAAUCACUGCCGCGCCGUAAGGACCCGGAAUGCGUGUAAUCGAGGCUGAUGAAACUCCAGCGGAAUUAUUAUUCGGAGCUCCGGCGCUCAAGAUCCAGCAGGAUUUAUGGACCAAGCGGAGCCAAACUUAUUUCGAGACCCAUUUUUCAUCCGUUUUAUCAGCCGAUAAGCGUGUGAGAUGCCGGUUCUUGAGGUGAACUGGAGACACCUAGCGACUCACGUCCGCUUAACGCGGAGAGAUAACGCCCUUUUGGGGGACUUGCGAAAAUACGUCAACGGUGUUGCUGCCGUCAAACACUCGCAUGGAAAAUUUUAUCACAUUUUCACUAUAACAGUGCCGUAGGGAAGAAUUGUUUUUAGAGAAUCGGCUUUUAAUGGAUUAGAAGCUCCUUCCAUUUUAAUACUUUCGCCAGCUUACAUUUAAUACCUACAGAGUUUAAAAUGGAGUUUUCAUUUCAGUUUGUUUUUAUGAUGUGUGUGAAUAUAACUACUUAAAAAUAACCAGAAAAUUAUGUUAUUUCAGAGGUUAGAUGCUAAAUCUCGAGGGUCAUUUUUUUGUUUGUUUAAUUGUACUGAAAAUUACAGAAAUUUGAUCUAAAAUGACAAAUUCAGUUGUUUAAUUACCAUUUAAUUUUUUUUAUCAUGACAGAGUUGUAAUGUUAAAAACAUAUAAACUGGAAUGGUAAUUUUAAAAACCAAUUUAGAAUUUCCCCGCGUUGUGAAUUCAGGUUAGUUUUACAAUCAACCAAUGUAUUAAUAUGGUUUACAAUCCGCGCAUAUGAGAAUCUUGGAGCUAUUCGGCCAAAAAUGAGAAAUAGUGUUGUAUAGUAGAUAGUAGUUGGACUUAAUGAUUGUAUCAGGACUGAAAUAUAACCAAUAUGCAUUAAAUGUAAAUAGGCCUACUGUUUUAAAAACCGAUCGUAUAUUUAAUGCACUAAACGUGGUCGCACGGCUUGGUUUCAUACUACUGAUUAUACCGAUGAUUCGUGGUUUUUCCGAACGAGUUUGGUUUGUACAGCCGGCAAAUACUUUACUACUACUCUGAAUAUUUAUGACGCAUUUUUUUUGUUUAGUUAUUUUCCCCAAUACUACCGAUUUGUUUAUUGACUUUUUCGUAGACGUCUAAGUUGUUUGAAAAUUAUAAUAAAUACGUACUGAAUAUUAA
This is a messenger RNA of Brienomyrus brachyistius, 7250 nucleotides long. It is a transcript of the gene camta2, whose product is annotated as calmodulin binding transcription activator 2. Lineage: Eukaryota; Metazoa; Chordata; Actinopteri; Osteoglossiformes; Mormyridae. Gene Ontology annotation, molecular function: double-stranded DNA binding; transcription coregulator activity; protein binding. Gene Ontology annotation, biological process: regulation of transcription by RNA polymerase II. The transcript is spliced from 23 exons. Bases 371 to 5278 code for a protein of 1635 amino acids. The record is from RefSeq and is a predicted model, not a curated record. Gene Ontology annotation, cellular component: nucleus.